AUGAUAGCUCACAAAAUCCCAAUCCUUGGGGUUGUGUUCAGUUCAACUCUGGACUUCUCACCUCAGAUUGCAGACACUGUGUCCAGGGCCCGGCGGACUCUUGGCUUUGUCACACGUGUCUCAAGGAACUGGGGACAUGAAACUUUCCGCGCUCUCUACGCUGCCUUAGUCCUGCCUCGUCUGGAAUACUGCUGCUCCGUGUGGGGACCCUUCCAGGCUCACCUCAUCGACAGGCUGGAGGGCGUGCAGCGCCGGGCUACUCGAACACUUCAUUCUCGGAUGUUGGGCCGGCAAGUUCCUGUGCCGCCAUAUGAAGCUCGCCUUAGGGCCCUUGGGUGGCAAAGCCUCUGCCACCGCCGGACAGUGGCUCGGGUUGGGCUCCUUUGUAGGUUGCUCGACGGGUCCAUGAGUGAUACCCACCUCCACUCAUGCAUCAGGAUCGGGAAGCGAUCCGGGCAGCCAAAACUCCUGCACGCCCGAACAGUGCGCCACUCGCACUCCGUACUCCCCGCCGCCCUCAGAGACUUUCUUGCGGCUCCCCUGUCGAUUCGAUCUCCACUCCCCAACAACCGUGACGAGUCCGCUGCCUUGCGCCGUGCAUUUUCGCGGUCAAAGCACCUAAACUGAUUCUACGCCAUGAUCAGUGUUCGGUU
Messenger RNA from Ixodes scapularis (black-legged tick), 653 nucleotides. RefSeq lists its product as uncharacterized. The transcript has 2 exons. NCBI's taxonomy places the organism in Eukaryota, Metazoa, Arthropoda, Arachnida, Ixodida, Ixodidae. The coding region runs from base 1 to 627 and encodes 208 amino acids. The record is from RefSeq and is a predicted model, not a curated record.